Molecule: messenger RNA, 1257 nt
Organism: Cutaneotrichosporon cavernicola
Lineage: Eukaryota; Fungi; Basidiomycota; Tremellomycetes; Trichosporonales; Trichosporonaceae
Exons: 7
Coding region: 1-1257 (418 amino acids)
Source: RefSeq, a predicted model, not a curated record
AUGGUCGCAGUCGGCCGCGCGCCGGCGCUGUUGGCGAGCAUGCUAGCCCUUGCGGCCCUCACCCUCCUCCUCCUUACUAGCUACGAGAGCUUCCCCGGAGCUGAGAUGCUUCGGGGUCCUUUCCCAACCCCGUCGCAUGACUCGAAACGCCCAUCUUCGCACCAUCACGCGUGUACGACUUCCCUCGCCCCUCUACGUGACGUCUUCGCUAGCCGGUGGGGCAUACCCCUCCAGACGUCGCUCGUGCGAGCUGGCACAGGCGCGCGCGUCCGUCGCGCGAUGGAACGUCUGUGGAAGGAGCGCAAGAUUACGGUGGGCAUCCUCGGUGGAUCAAUCACCUACGGCCAUGGUCUCCAGCCAGAAGAUAAGCGAUACUCCCAGCUGAUUGAGGAAGGUCUGCGGGUGGCUUUUCCCGACGCCGAGAUUGUUGUCAAGAACGGCGCGGUUCCGGCCACGGGAACAGACUACUUCAGCGCCUGUUACAAGCAUCACGUACCCGAAGACGCCGACUUGUUCAUUCUCGAGGGCGCCGUUAACGACCUCAUGGUCGAGGCAAACACGGAAGGGUCGAUCCACCAGGACGUCAUCACUGAUACCGAGACGCUCGUCCGCGAGCUGCUCAAGGGUGGUGCGGCAGUUAUGAUGCUCUCGACGUGGGGCAUGACGAACGGAUACAUGAACGGUGCGGACCAUCACGCAACUGUUGCCGAGUACUAUGAUGUGCCCCGGAUCUCGACGCGCGCGGCACUGUACCAGUACAUCCAGGCCCACCACGACGCCGCCGCCGAGAUCUUUGUCCCCGGCGACAUGGGACACUACAAUCCGCAUGGGCACCGGUUUAUGGCCGACGCCAUCCUGGACCACCUCCUCGAGCAGGCGUUCGACGGCCACCCGGCCUUUGAGAAGAUCGUAUGGCACAACAAACACUAUUGGGCCGCCGAGGAGAUUGGCGCACGCAUCACCUUCACUGAUGUCGAGGUCCACGGCGGCUUCCUCGGCCUGUACUACUUGCGAAGCGUGUCCAUGGGGUUGGGAAACCUCCGGUGCUGGGUUGACGGGAACGAGGGUGCCUCCAAGCUUCUGGUCGGGCAGUGGGGUUAUGUGAGCGUUGGGAGUGUAGGAGCUGUUGCGACCGGCCUGGCGCCGGGCAAACACAAUGUGACUUGCGAGGUGGACCAGACGACCCAGGCGAUCCCCAAUGAAGAGGCCGAGGGAAGUUUACACAAGACGCGGAUUAUUGCGGUGAUCGCGUCGUAG